Molecule: messenger RNA, 1470 nt
Organism: Trichophyton verrucosum HKI 0517
Lineage: Eukaryota; Fungi; Ascomycota; Eurotiomycetes; Onygenales; Arthrodermataceae
Exons: 4
Coding region: 1-1470 (489 amino acids)
Biological process (GO): actin cortical patch localization; endocytosis; plasma membrane tubulation
Cellular component (GO): mating projection tip; Rvs161p-Rvs167p complex; medial cortex
Molecular function (GO): protein binding; lipid binding
Source: RefSeq, a predicted model, not a curated record
AUGCCCUGCUGGCAGGUAUCGAUCGUAUCGAUCGUACCAGCAACUAAGAAUACAGACGCCUUGCUAUUUAUCCUACUCUUCGGCUAUACCGUUGUCUCUUUUCUCUUCUUCGCUGUUGUGAAUCACUCUCUUCUCUGCGCAAUCGACGCAUUUUCCCGAGUUCCCGACGCUGCCGAACCACCACGAACGACCACAUUUGGCGGGGUUGACAUGAGUCUCAAGGGCCUUCAGAAGGGCUUCGCCAGAGCUCCCCAGACUUUCAAACAGAAAUUCAACCUUGGAGAGAACACAAAGGAUCCCGUCUAUAUAGAUGCGGAGAGGAGAUUCCAGGAGUUGGAGAAAGAGACGAAGAAACUGCAUGAUGAAUCGAAGAAGUACUUCGAAGCCAUAAAUGGCAUGCUAAAUCACCAGAUUGAAUUCUCAAAAGCGGUCGCGGAGCUAUACAAACCUAUCUCCGGUAGAGUCUCAGAUCCUGACGCCGCAAAGCCGGAGGGGAACCCGGAAGGUAUCCAGGCAUGCGAAGAAUACGAGUCGAUUGUGCGCUCCCUACAAGAGACACUUCAGCCUGAGCUAGAGCUGAUAGAGAGUCGGAUCAUCAGCCCCGCGGACCAGCUGUUAGAGAUUAUUAAAGUCAUCCAAAAGGUUGCUGUCAAGCGUGAACAUAAACAGCUGGAUUAUGACCGACACCGCGCGUCCCUGAAGAGGCUACAAGACAAGAAGGAAAAGUCUCUUAAAGAUGAGAAAGCUAUGUACAAGGCUGAGAACGAUGUGGAAGCGGCAACACAAGAGUUUAAUUAUUACAACGACCUGCUGAAGGAUGAACUGCCGAAGUUGUUCAAGCUUGAGGCAGAGUUCAUUCAGCCGCUUUUCCAGUCCUUUUAUUACAUGCAACUGAACGUAUUUUAUACCCUCCAUGAUAAAAUGCAGGGACUGAAUAUUGGAUAUUUCGACUUAACAUCAGAUGUUGAAGAGGCGUAUGAACGAAAACGAGGUGAUGUAAAGGAACGAACAGAAGCGUUGAGCAUUGUCCACUUCAAAACGACCGGCGGCCGCCGCCCUGGCUCCAAGUUUACACCAAAGGAUAAGCUUGCAGCUGAAUCAAAAUACUCUAGACGGACAACCGAUGCUUUCUCCGACCCUAACCCUCCACCUCCUUACUCCGCCCAUACCGCUUCAACUCUUAUCGGCCGUGCUAAUAGCGCAAGUCCUGCCUCACUCGCGGCGGCUGCAAAGUCAAAACCCGCUCCUCCACCGCCGAAACCCAAACCAGCGAAGUUUAGCGCGGCACCCGUUGAAACUGCUACUGCUCUUUACGACUAUGAGGCCCAGGCUGUGGGUGACCUGAGCUUUACUACUGGUGAUGUCAUCGAGAUCACCCACCGCACAGCCAAUACUAAUGAGUGGUGGACUGGAAAAAUUGAUGGAAAGUCUGGACAAUUUCCAGCUAACUACGUCAAGUUAAAUGUCUAA